GCAACUUAAUGUCUGUCUUCUCUCUAGAUGCCAAACAGGGAAAUCCUGUGACUACAGAAACACUGGAAGGUCUUUGCUCCCAACUAGGCGUUCGAAUCGAAGACAAUGAANAAGAAGACUAUCGCCGAUUGUUGGCUGUCUUUCAUGAUGCAAGCGAAGAACUCAUGAGCAUGGAAGUGGACGAGGACAGGUUUUCUAGAGAGAACAUACACUUUCCCGAGAAGCAUAGCAAUCGAUACAGUGCCUGGGCAUGGAAGUGCACAGUCGUCGACAAGCAGUCCAAAGGCGGCAAGCUUCAUGGCAAAACGUUUGCUUUGAAAGACAAUGUCGCUCUGAAAGGCGUGCCAAUGCUCGUAGGCACCAACUUCAUCAAAGACUAUGUACCCGACUGCGAUGCAACCGUUGCAACGCGGAUUCUGGAAGCUGGUGGCAUGAUCACUGGAAAAGCCGUCUGCGAAAACAUGUGCCACAGUGCUACAAGUCAUUCGUCAGGAACUGGUAUCGUCGAGAACCCAAUUGCAAAAGGCUAUAGCUCUGGUGGUAGCUCGAGUGGAUCAGGUGUCCUUGUUGCUCUCGGUGAGUGCGAUGGAGCUAUUGGAGCAGACCAAGGUGGCAGCAUCCGCGUUCCGGCUGCCAACUGUGGUAUCGUCGGUUUGAAACCGACAUUUGGCCUAGUGCCUUAUACUGGCAGCGGCUCAAAUGAACCCACUAAUGAUCAUCUUGGCCCAAUGACCCGAACUGUUCUUGAGAAUGCCAUCUUUCUCGAGGCUAUCGCUGGUAACGACAAUAUUGACGACCGCUCAUUUGCUGCACCACAUCCUUCCAAAAUCCCAGCAUACAGUCUCAUAGCAAAUCUGCCGAUGGACAGGCCACUGACAGGAAAAAGACUCGCUAUCAUCAAAGAAUCUCUAUCUAUGCCGGCCUUGGACAAUCGCAUCAUCGACACUUUUCAAGCAGCCGUUGCUAGAUUUAAAGAACUUGGCGCGACUGUUGACGAGAUCUCUAUCCCGAUACAUUCCAAAGGCGCCGCUAUCUGGACUGGCAUAUCGAAAGUGGGAGGCUAUCUUGCAAAGACAUCCGGCUCCUUCGGCAGACGAGGCCACCAGAUGUUAACUCUCAACUCGAAGCUCCACCCAAUGGGUCAGGAGAACUGGGAGAAUGCAUACGUCUCGACUAAAAACAUUUACCUCAACGGUCUAUAUGCUGUCCAGAACUUCCCGCUGCUUCUAGCAAAGGCAACCAAUCUUUCACGCCAGUUGCGAGAUGCGUACGAUGCGGCACUUGAGACCUACGACAUCUUGCUCACUCCUACUCUGCCAUAUGUAGCAACUAGUCAUGCUGUACCAGAUGCUACACCAAUCGAGCAGAUCACGAAGCAGAUUGGGCUGACAACGAACACUGCCCCAUUCAACCAAAGUGGACAUCCUGUGCUGGCGAUGCCCAUAGGAAUGCUAGAAGUCCUCGAAGGACCAGGUCUAGAGGCGAAGGUGAAACUUCCAGUGAGUAUGCAAAUCAUCGGAAAGUGGUGGGACGAGAUGUCGGUAUACGAGGUCGCACAUGCUUGGGAAAGAGCCAACGACUGGAGAGUGAUG
Aureobasidium musti is the source of this 1592-nucleotide messenger RNA. The record is from the annotation of a GenBank genome assembly. Lineage: Eukaryota; Fungi; Ascomycota; Dothideomycetes; Dothideales; Saccotheciaceae.